This is a messenger RNA of Saccharomyces paradoxus, 651 nucleotides long. RefSeq names its product Erp6p (gene ERP6). The record is from RefSeq and is a predicted model, not a curated record. The transcript has a single exon. The coding region runs from base 1 to 651 and encodes 216 amino acids. Gene Ontology annotation, biological process: Golgi organization; intracellular protein transport; endoplasmic reticulum to Golgi vesicle-mediated transport. Lineage: Eukaryota; Fungi; Ascomycota; Saccharomycetes; Saccharomycetales; Saccharomycetaceae. Gene Ontology annotation, cellular component: Golgi apparatus; endoplasmic reticulum-Golgi intermediate compartment; COPII-coated ER to Golgi transport vesicle.
AUGUUAUCACACUACAUCUUUCUGGCGUUUGUUUUAUUGCCAUUCAGAGCUUCCGCGUUUUACUUCUAUGGUUACGGUGGAGACAGAAAAUGUUUCCUGAAGGAAUUGUCCAAAGACACUCUUUUAAAAGGUUCUUACAAUUUGGGAGUUUACGAUGAUAAGUUGGCUGAUUAUGCGCUUCCCAAUUAUAAUGAUUACGGCAUAGUUAUAGAUGUAGAAGAAGUCUUUGAUAAUAAUCAUAGAGUGGUCCACCAACAAAGUUCUCCUUCUGGAGAUUUCAGCUUUUUAGCUUUGGAAUCUGGAGAAUAUAAGAUCUGUUUUCAAUCUCAGGUAAAGAACUGGGUAGGUAAAACUAAAACAAAAUUGGAAAUUGAAUUUGAAAUCGGUUUUGAAGCUAUGUUGAACUUGCAAAGAAAAGAAAGCUUGGAAAGUUUGCACGGAAAAGUCAGUAUAUUGAAUUCUAAAAUUAUGGAUAUCAGAAGAGAGCAACAAUUGAUGAGAGAACGUGAAGAAUCCUUUAGGGACAUAUCCGAAUCUGUGAACUCUCGCGCAAUGUGGUGGACAGUAAUUCAAGUCACCCUUCUCAUUAUAGUUUGUGUAUGGCAAAUCAAAAGUUUGCGUUCGUUCUUUGUCAAGCAAAAAGUUUUAUAA